UUCUUGUUUUUCGACCUAAACGGUCUCUCGAUUCUCGAUCCUCGAUUCUCGGCGUUCGACCUCAGAGGCAGGUCUCCCAAUUCUCGAUCCUCGAUUCUCGGCGUUCGACCUCAGAGGCAGGUCUCUCGAUUCUUGAUUCUCGGCGUUCGACCUCAGAGGCAGGUCUCUCGAUUCUUGAUUCUCGGCUUUCGACCUCAGAGGCAGGUCUCUCGAUUCUCGAUCUUCGAUUCUCGGUGUUCGACCUCAAAGACAGGUCUCUCGAUUCUCGAUUCUCGGCGUUCGACCUCAGAGGCAGAUCUCUCGAUUCUUGAUUCUCGGCGUUCGACCUUAGAGGCAGGUCUCUCGAUUCUCGAUUCUCGGCGUUCGACCUCAGAGGCAGGUCUCUCGAUUCUCGAUUCUCGGCAUUCGACCUCAGAGGUAGGUCUCUCGAUUCUCUAUUCUCGGCGUUCGACCUCAGAGGCAGGUCUCUCGAUUCUCGUUCUCGGCGUUCGACCUCAUAGGCAGGUCUCUCGAUUCUCGAUUCUCGGCAUUCGACCUCAGAGGCAUGUCGACCGGUCCAUUUUAUCGUGUUUCGUGCACUUUUAUUCUCGUUUCAUGUUUUUGUGGUUUGGCGUACUUUUCUUAUCUUUUUGGUGUUGUUUAGGUCCACAUUAUUCAAUCUUGGGAAGACGAGCCAUUUCCGAGACAUUUUCGAGUCGUCCGAACCAUGUUCGAGCCACACGGGCCAUUUCCGAGCCCUGCGAGUUUUGGUGUAUCAAGCUGCGAAAAUCAAGGACCUAUCCUGCGAGUUCGACCUAUCCUGCGAGUUUUCAUCAUUUAAUGUGUGUGUUUUA
This is a messenger RNA of Striga hermonthica, 833 nucleotides long. The record is from the annotation of a GenBank genome assembly. Lineage: Eukaryota; Viridiplantae; Streptophyta; Magnoliopsida; Lamiales; Orobanchaceae.